CUCUCCCCCCCUUUCGGGACAGCCGAAACAUCACUCGAACCGCAAUGGCGCCUCCCCGCGGCGGUGCUGCUGCGGCCGCUCCCGCCGCACUGGACCUGACCGGCGUGCACAUUCUCGAAGCUUCCAGUGUCCCUCCGCUUCCCAAACGCGGCGGCGGCAAUGCGGUCCAAAGGAAGGAGGCCGUUGACCCGGAUAAAGAUAGGAAGAAGGAGAAGGCUGCGGCACAGAGGAUCACCGGUUGGGGGCUCCGCGAAUACAGCAAAAUAGUUUGUGAGAAAGUUGAAGCCAAAGGAAGAACAACAUACAAUGAGGUUGCGGAUGAAAUUUAUUCAGAGCUGAAGUCCAUGGCACAUAUUGGUCAAGGGUUUGAUGAGAAGAAUAUUAGGCGGAGAGUGUAUGAUGCUUUCAACGUUCUCAUUGCACUUCGUGUUAUUGCAAAAGAAAAAAAGGAGAUACGGUGGAUGGGCCUUUCAAAUUACAGAUAUGAAAAGCUAAAGAAGUUGGAGGAAGUUCGCAAAGAACUCGUCAACAAGAUUAGGCACAAGAAGGCACUCCUUCAGGAAAUCGAAAAACAGUUUGAUGAUCUCCAAAACAUCAAGUUACGUAACGAAACACUGCAAAGCUCAGCAGAGAACGUCAAUGGCAUCCGCCUUCCAUUUGUAUUGGUCAAGACAUCUAGGAAAGCAAGGGUGGAAAUUGAGAUUUCAGAAGACUCAAAGUUUGCCCAUUUCGAGUUCAAUGGUGCACCAUUCACAUUGCACGAUGACCUCUCAAUCCUCGAGGGGAUAAGGCGUAACAGCAUAGGAAGAGCUGGCCGUGCCACCCUCCACUAGAGACUGAAGAAUAUUACAAAUGAAGUAAAAGUGUCAGAGCUGGCACAGCCAGAUUCUUUUGCACAGCUAUGUAUAGCUAUAUGUUCUCAUGAAAACUUGACCUAGUUUAUAGGACAAUCUCUCAGGCUUGAGAAGAUUUUAACCUGCAAAUUUUGUCUCCUUUUUGUGCCUAGCAGGUUAUUAGGUCUAAGAUAGAUGAUUCGUAUAUGUGCUGCUAUGUAUACAUUGAUAGCAGCUUUGGCGGCACAAGCUUCGUUGAUUAUUAUUGAUGAUCAGUUUGUCCUGCUA
This is a messenger RNA of Hordeum vulgare subsp. vulgare (domesticated barley), 1121 nucleotides long. RefSeq names its product transcription factor-like protein DPB. The record is from RefSeq and is a predicted model, not a curated record. NCBI's taxonomy places the organism in Eukaryota, Viridiplantae, Streptophyta, Magnoliopsida, Poales, Poaceae. The transcript is spliced from 9 exons. Gene Ontology annotation, molecular function: RNA polymerase II transcription regulatory region sequence-specific DNA binding; DNA-binding transcription factor activity, RNA polymerase II-specific. The coding region runs from base 45 to 833 and encodes 262 amino acids. Gene Ontology annotation, biological process: regulation of cell cycle; regulation of transcription by RNA polymerase II. Gene Ontology annotation, cellular component: transcription regulator complex; nucleus.